Periophthalmus magnuspinnatus is the source of this 3676-nucleotide messenger RNA. Its product is annotated as protein LEG1 homolog. The transcript has 8 exons. The record is from RefSeq and is a predicted model, not a curated record. Bases 93 to 1175 code for a protein of 360 amino acids. Lineage: Eukaryota; Metazoa; Chordata; Actinopteri; Gobiiformes; Gobiidae.
CUUCUGGUCUCCUCAGGUCUCCUCAGGUCCCUGCGUCUCCUCUGGUCUCCUGGUCUCUCCUGUGGUCUCGUUGCGUCUCCUCUCUCAGAGCCAUGCGUCUCCUGCUCCUUGGCCUGCUCCUCGUGGGCUCCUGUUGUCUGUCCAGAGCGGGUCUGAUCUUGGAGAAUGGCGCUCCGAUUAUGUGGGCCCACGCCACGUCGCAGCCGACGGACUUAACCAUCACGGAGGGAGUGCUGACCCCUGACCCCUGGCACUACCUGCACCGCAUGAGCUUUUACCGCAUCCUCAUCGCCGCUACUGACCCCUACAUGACCUCUAUGGGCCCCGGGGACAACCAGAGCCCCAUCUGGGGUCUGCCUCUGCAGCUCGGCUGGAUGCUCACCUCAGGUCGUCUGGCCGACCCCACAGGUCUGACCGUAUGUGGGACUCAGGGUGGAGACACGGCCGACAUGUGCAUCUCCACCAACAGCUGGUGGGGCUGUGUGAACUACUUCUCCUCCGCCCUGCCCUUCCUGUCUGCGGCGAAGCAAGGGAUAUUGGGAGAUGGAGUUUCUGUCCAGAUGCAGAGUCCGGCCGGAGUCGAGGGAUACUGUACCACCUACGACUCGUGUAAAACAGCUCAUCCCGACGUCAUCAACAACUGGGACUCGUUUUUCCAGGGUCUGAAGGACGCCACCACCUCCCCUCUGCCCGAGAACGAGAAGAAGGACGCCAUCUUGGGACUGUACUGGAGAGCGCAGAUGUCCUCCACCGCCGCCCACUCCACCUGCCAGGACAAGCUGAGCUCUUACUCUGGUGUGGAGAAGUCGUUCGCUCACAGUUGGCUAAACGCUGCAGAAUACGUCGCUGCAGCUCAUUUCCAGUCGAGUUUGGAGUUGGCGUCUCAGUUCAUGUCUCCUCUGCCCGGGCGAAUUCUGAAGGAAGACGACAGCCCUCCAAACAUCCCCGACCUGAGCGCCGAGGAGAACCACUCCCUCUACAUCUUCUCCUGGAUGCAGAGCGUCGACAACUUUCUGGGGGGCACUCUGGCGAGCAUGUGGCGCAGGGCCAUGUGCUCAGUGACGACUCGAGAAAACGGACGAGAGAUGCUCAAACAGCUGCUCUUCAACCCCGAGUACGCCACCUCCAGCUUCCUCUCCAUCGUCACCUCCAUGUCCACGAGCUGUGGCUCCUAAGACCGGGACUGGACCGGGUCUAGACCGGGACUAGACCGGGACUAGACCGGGACUAGACCGGGACUAGACCGGGACUAGACAUGGACUAGACCGGGACUAGACAUGGACUAGACCGGGACUAGACAUGGACUAGACCGGGACUAGACAUGGACUAGACCGGGACUAGACCGGGACUAGACAUGGACUAGACCGGGACUAGACCGGGCCUAGACCAGGACUAGACAUGGACUAGACCGGGACUGGACCGGGUCUAGACCAGGACAAGACUGGGACUAGACCUGGACUAGACCGGGACUAGACCGGGACUAGACCGGGACUAGACCGGGACUAGACCAGGACUAAACAUGGACUAGACCAGGACUAAACAUGGACUAGACCGGGACUAGACCGGGACUAGACAUGGACUAGACCGGGACUAGACCGGGACUAGACAUGGACUAGACUGGGACUAGACCGGGACUAGACAUGGACUAGACCGGGACUAGACCAGGACUCGACCGGGACUAGACCGGGACUAGACCGGGACUAGACAUGGACUAGACCGGGACUAGACCGGGACUAGACAUGGACUAGACCGGGACUAGACAUGGACUAGACCGGGACUGGACCGGGUCUAGACCGGGACUAGACCGGGACUAGACCGGGACUAGACCGGGACUAGACCGGGACUAGACAUGGACUAGACCGGGACUAGACAUGGACUAGACCGGGACUAGACAUGGACUAGACCGGGACUAGACAUGGACUAGACCGGGACUAGACCGGGACUAGACAUGGACUAGACCGGGACUAGACCGGGCCUAGACCAGGACUAGACAUGGACUAGACCGGGACUGGACCGGGUCUAGACCAGGACAAGACUGGGACUAGACCUGGACUAGACCGGGACUAGACCGGGACUAGACCGGGACUAGACCGGGACUAGACCAGGACUAAACAUGGACUAGACCAGGACUAAACAUGGACUAGACCGGGACUAGACCGGGACUAGACAUGGACUAGACCGGGACUAGACCGGGACUAGACAUGGACUAGACUGGGACUAGACCGGGACUAGACAUGGACUAGACCGGGACUAGACCAGGACUCGACCGGGACUAGACCGGGACUAGACCGGGACUAGACAUGGACUAGACCGGGACUAGACCGGGACUAGACCGGGACUAGACCAGGACUAGACCGGGACUAGACCGGGACUAGACCGGGACUCGACCGGGACUAGACCGGGACUAAACCGGGACUAGACCGGGACUAAACCGGGACUAGACCGGGACUAGACCAGGACUAAACCAGGACUAAAGUUCUUUUUCUAUAAUAUUUUCUUUUAUAAACUUCAAACUCUUUGGAAAUAUUCAAAUGAUUUUCAGUCGUGUUUGUGAUACAGACUCUUUACUCCCUCUAGUGGUCAUGUGUGGAACGGCCUCUUUAAUAAACACAUUUUUUUAUUUUAGUUUAAAUAAAUUCAAACGCUGUGAUUUAAAGGUGCACUGUGGAACUUUGAUGUUUUAAUCUGGCAAAAAAAAAAACGUGAAAAACAACUUAAAAUGACAAAAAUAUUUAUAUGAACACGAGCAGAUCAGGCGCACUCAGAAAAGUUACACACUGCACCUUUAAAAUGUUUAAGAACAAGAAAAACAACUUUUAUGGAAAAAGUUUAUUUUAACACAAAACUUGCAACAACACAAAACAUCGGUAAAGGAUUUACAAAGGGAAGACAGGCCCCGCCCCCUCACGAUCUACAGGCCCCGCCCCCUCUGCGUCACUCUGGAGUCUUCAGGCCCCGCCCCCCAGGCCCCGCCCUCAGCUUCACUCUGGAUUCUACUCUAAAACCGAUUGUCUGGAAAAAUAUCAAACGCACAAAACAAGAUGGAAUCCUCCCGUUUCCAUGACAACAAAACAUUACACUGAUAAAAUACUGGAACUUUUUUUUUCUUUUACCGAACACUGUACACUGUAGAAAAGGAAGACGUGAAGACGACGCUUCAGACUGAAACUGAAACGGAAACAUGGUCUGGUUCAAACAGAUUCACUGAGUCAAACUUAAACUCUGAUAUUAAAGGGGCACUGUGUAACUUUUAAGUUGUCUGAAUUCUUCUUUAGUUUAGUGGUGACGCCCCCUGGAGGCGUGGAGUGUUAAAGCUGAAGAACUACAGGUUAAAGCUACAGUAUGGAACAUUCUGCAGUUGGCACGUCACAGAAACUCCACUGAAACACAAAGUUAAAGCCAUACUUCGGAACAUUCUCCGUACUGUGGAAUGUUACAGCCAAGAGAAUGUUUCCAUGGAAACAAGCAGGUGGCCCUCCUCUAGGCCAAAGAAGAGUCAGGUCUGUGGAGAGGCGAGCUCGCUUACAGUGUUUUUCAAUGCAAUAAAAACUGAAAAAAAGAUUUUAUUUGAGUCUGUUUUUUAAAAUGUUCCAUACUGUAUCUUUAAGGAUGUAUUUAGUGUUUAAACUAAGUUUAGUUUAAACUUUGAAAACCCUGUAAUAAUAAACACAUGUCA